AUGAGCGGCGACAGCCCCGGCACCAGUCGGGUGUCAUUGGGAGACCUGACCGAGUACGACACCCUCAUCCUCCCCACGGGGGACUCCCCCUCCCCGGCGCGCUCUGAGCCCCCCCCGCCGCCGCUCACGUCCCAGGACGUCUCCGCGGCGGCCGCGGCGACCAUGCUGGCCUUUGCGGAGAUGCCCUACUCCGCCACCGGCCAGUCCCUGCACGAGGCCGGCACGGCGGGGACCCUGGCGGGGGUGAAGCGGCCCAACCCCGAGCCCGACAGCGGGGCCGGGGCCUGGACGCCCAGGAGCCCCACCGCGCCGGCGCCGGACCCCGGCGGCCCGGCCGCCGCCAGCAGUGCAGGGGGGUUGCCUUCCGGCGCGGGGGGCACCGGCCUGGGGUCGGCCGCGCUGGAGCACUCGGGCACGGCCGGGUCGGUGGAGAGCGGGGAGCAGGGCGGCAGGAAAGCGCGGCUGGUGUGGACCCAGGAGCUGCACAACCGCUUCAUCAACGCGCUGAGCCACCUGGGUCUGAAGCAGGCCGUCCCGAAAAACAUCCUCACCAUGAUGAAUGUGGACGGCAUGACGCGCGAGAACGUUGCCAGCCACUUGCAGAAGUACCGCCUGUACCUCAAGAAGAUCGGGGGCUUCACGGACCGGGAACGCGUGGACAGCGCAGCGCUGCAGCGCAUCCACGAGCAGAACGUUGCGCAGAUGGCCGCGCAGCAGGCGAUGCAGCAGUCUCUGGCCGCGGGCGGCGGCAUGCGCUACGGCGGCCCCAGCGGCCUGCCCCCCGCCGCCGCCUAUGGCUACGGCGGCCACGUCGGCGGCGCGGCAGACCCGGGCCCCCACGUCGCCCGCGCCGACGCGGUGCAUGUGGCCCGGGCUGUGGCCGGCCUGGAGCCGGGGGGUGCAGUUCAGCACGGCCAUGCAGGAACCGGAGUGGAAGUCUCCACCAUGAAGACCAUCCAGUCUCGGCACGCCGGUCCCAUCGGACAUGUGCAGUCGGGUCGCCGAUCGGCGGGGCGCGCGGGAUCCCGCAUGGCGACCCCCGUGGCCGCAGCUACCGUCGCAGCCCCUCGCUCGGCCCUCAACCUCUCCCCCACCAUCAUUCGACAGGAGGUGCUCCACUCCGCCAGCGCCCAGCAACUAGACUGCGUGGCCUCCCUGGCGCCCGUCUUCGAGUCCCAGAUCCUCCCCCUCCUGACGCCCGUGGACGAGAUGUGGCAGCCCACCGACUUCCUCCCCGCCUCGAACUCGGAGGCAUUCUUCGACCAGAUCGGCGACCUGCGGGCGCGAUCGGCGGCCAUCCCCGACGACCUGCUGGUCUGCCUGGUGGGGGACAUGAUCACGGAGGAGGCCCUGCCCACCUACAUGGCCAUGCUGAACACCCUGGACGUCGUGCGCGAUGAGACAGGGCACAGCCAGCACCCCUACGCCAAGUGGACCAGGUGCGCGCCUCGACCCCAGGGCCACGAGAACCGCCAUGGCGACCUGCUGAACAAGUACAUGUGGCUGACGGGGCGGGUGGACAUGCUGGCGGUGGAGCGCACCAUCCAGCGCCUCAUCUCAUCGGGCAUGGACCCGGGCACGGAGAACCACCCCUACCACGCCUUUGUGUUCACCAGCUUCCAGGAGCGCGCCACCAAGCUGAGCCACGGCUCCACCGCCCGCCUGGCGGUCGCCGCCGGGGACGAGGCCCUGGCCAAGAUCUGCGGGACCAUUGCGCGGGACGAGUCGCGCCACGAGGCGGCGUACACGCGGACCAUGGAUGCCAUCUUCCAGCGCGACCCCAGCGGGGCCAUGGUGGCGUUUGCGCACAUGAUGAUGCGCAAGAUCACCAUGCCCGCCCACCUCAUGGACGACGGCCAGCACGGCGCGCGCAACGGGGGGCGCAACUUGUUCGACGACUUUGCGGCAGUGGCGGAGCGGGCAGGGGUGUACACCGCCGGCGACUACAUCGGCAUCCUGCGCCACCUCAUCCGGCGCUGGGACGUGGAGGGCAAGACGGGGCUGACCCCGGAGGGCCGCGCCGCCCAGGAGCUGCUCUGCUCUCUGCCCGCGCGGUUCGAGAAGCUGGCGCAGCGCAAGGCCAAGAAGGCGGAGGCCGCGCCGCCCGCGGCCGUGGAGUUCUCCUGGAUCUUCAACAGGCCCGUGUAUGCCUGA
Molecule: messenger RNA, 2154 nt
Organism: Auxenochlorella protothecoides
Lineage: Eukaryota; Viridiplantae; Chlorophyta; Trebouxiophyceae; Chlorellales; Chlorellaceae
Product: Acyl-[acyl-carrier-protein] desaturase 5, chloroplastic
Exons: 7
Coding region: 1-2154 (717 amino acids)
Biological process (GO): fatty acid metabolic process
Molecular function (GO): stearoyl-[ACP] desaturase activity; DNA binding
Source: RefSeq, a predicted model, not a curated record